UAUCCCAAGGGAAGCAGUUCUUUUAGAUUUUACUAAGAGUCAGCUAACACUUUCAACAUCCCUUCUCUUCUCUGUUUUUAAAGAACGUUCUGGCUUUGUUUCACUUUCAUCGGGAGGCUUAAAUGACACCAAGCAAAGCUACUUAGUUUAGAUUUCCAGGCCUACUGCCAACUUUACUGGAGCUUCAUAUAGAUUUUAAUAAAAUUUCAACUGUGGAACUUGAAGAUUUUAAACGGUACAAGGAACUGCACAGAAGUUCAUUGGUGAAAAAAAAAAAAAAAAAAACAAAAAACCCAAGCAUGAAGCUAGCAGUGUUGUUUUGUUUCACUCUGCUCAUUGCUCUUCAAGCUGAUUGUGACCGAAGUCCUAGGAGGCAAAGGGGAAGGAUGCAUCAGAGAGGACCCAGGAAAAGCUCUUCACUCCACCUCAGAGCCAACAGGCAGCUUCAAGUUCAGCAAACUACUGCUGCUCCAGAUGCUACAUCACCCACUGCCAACUUUGAUUACAGUGUGGAAGAAAACAUAGAGUCACUUCCAAGUAAUCUUGGAGUAGAAUCAAGUUACAGUGUUUUACCAGGAAAGAAAGGACACUGCUUUGUAAAGGGCAUGAUCAUGUACAACAAAGCUGUCUGGUCACCUGAGCCCUGCACCAUCUGCCUCUGCUCAAAUGGAAGAGUGCUUUGUGAUGAAACUGAGUGCCACCCCAAGGCAUGUCGCUAUACCAUUAAACGGGAAGGAGAGUGCUGCCCCAUCUGCUCUGAUGCUGCCGCCUACUCUCUACUCCAUAGUAGGAAACUACAUGAUAAAACUGAGUUUUCUGGUGAUUCUUCAGAACAAGACUCCAUUAACAAGCUUCACAAGCAAGUGCUACCUCUUCAGAUGGAAAUGGGCCAAGUGGCCAUAAAAGAAGCUCUUCAAUCUGAGGAGGAUGAAGAGGUAGCUAAAGGACACAAGGAGCACAAGAAAGAGACCUCAGUGCCUACUAAGCUCCAUGGUGAUGGGGAAAGAACUGAGAGAAACCUGAGGCCGGAGAAAGAAGGGAGGUCAGCACAUCAACCACUGUACCAUGGAAGAAGGGAGGAAGAGGACAGCCAGGAGGACACUGAGAGGGAAGGAGAGGAGGAAGACGAUGCUGUAAGAGGAGAUGUGUUCAGAAUGCCCUCCCGGUUAAUUCCUGGAACCCCAAGAGGCAGGCCACGCCUGCCCAGAAGCUGUUCCCUGUCCUACAGGACUAUCAGUUGCGUUCAUGCAGACUUCACUGAGAUCCCACCAAUGACAGCGCCAGAAGUAACGAACCUGGAGUUGGCUGGGAAUUCGAUCCUCUCCAUUCCGGAUGAAGCAUUUAAUGGAUUACCAAAUUUGGAAAGACUUGAUCUAAGCAGAAAUAAUAUCACUUCCUUGGGCAUAGGUCCAAAAGCAUUCAAGUCUUUGAAGAAGUUAAUGCGUCUGAACAUGGAUGGAAAUAAUUUGGUACAUAUUCCUUCAGACUUACCAUCUACACUAGAAGAACUUAAAAUAAAUGACAACAAUCUCCAGGCUAUUGAUGAGAAAAGUUUAUCAGACUUAAAUCAACUUGUCACUUUAGAAUUGGAAGGAAACAAUCUCAGUGAAAUCAAUGUCAACCCUCUAGCUUUCAAAUCUUUGGAGAGUCUAUCAUAUCUACGUCUGGGAAGAAACAAAUUUAGAAUUAUACCACAAGGUCUUCCAGCUUCUGUUGAGGAGUUAUACCUAGAAAAUAAUCAAAUUGAAGAAAUAACUGAAAUUUGUUUCAAUCAUACCAGAAAGAUAACUAUGAUCAUUCUACGUUAUAAUAAAAUAGAAGAAAGUCGGAUUGCUCCUUUAGCAUGGAUAAAUCAAGAAAAUCUUGAAUCUAUCGACCUGUCCUAUAACAAGCUCUACCACGUCCCCUCCUACCUACCCAAAUCUCUUCUGCACCUUGUCCUAAUUGGGAACCAAAUUGAUCGGAUCCCUGGCUAUGUGUUUGGCCACAUGGAACCAGGCCUGGAGUACUUGUACCUGUCAUUUAACAGACUUUCUGAUGAUGGCGUGGACCUAGUCUCGUUCUAUGGAGCAUAUCAUUCUCUGAGAGAAUUAUUUCUGGAUCACAAUGACUUCAAAUCUAUACCACCUGGAAUACAAGACAUGAAAGCACUACAUUUUCUGAGGCUGAACAACAAUAAGAUUCGGAAUAUUCUUCCUGAACAAAUCUGCAAUGCUGAAGAGGAUGAAGACUCAGCUCUCGAGCAUCUUCAUCUCGAAAACAAUUAUAUUAGAACUAGAGAGAUAUCAUCCUAUGCGUUUUCAUGCAUAAGACUGUAUUCAAGUAUUGUUCUUAAACCACAACGCAUCGAGUGAUUUCAAGCUUCCUUCUGCCAUUUAUAAAAUUUACCCAAGCAUUAACAAAAUUACGUCUCUUUUAUUGUGUGUGUGUGUGUGUAUGUGUUUGUGCACAUGAGUACUGUGCCCUCAGUAACCAGAAGAGCUGGAGUUACAGGUGGUUCUGAGCCAGUUGAUAAGUGUGCUGUAAAAUGAACUUGGGUACGUGGUAAGAGCAGUUCUUAACUGCUUGAUCCAUGUCUCCAGUCUCCAAAAACACCAUUCUAAUGCUAAUUUCUUGGUUUAAAUAAUUCUACAGUGGUUAUAUAUGCACACUGGUAAUGGUAAGAAAAACUAGCAGAAGGGCAUACAAAAAUUCUACAAUG
Molecule: messenger RNA, 2701 nt
Organism: Mus pahari (shrew mouse)
Lineage: Eukaryota; Metazoa; Chordata; Mammalia; Rodentia; Muridae
Gene: Ecm2
Product: extracellular matrix protein 2
Exons: 11
Coding region: 300-2354 (684 amino acids)
Biological process (GO): positive regulation of cell-substrate adhesion; extracellular matrix organization
Cellular component (GO): extracellular matrix
Molecular function (GO): collagen V binding; heparin binding; protein binding
Source: RefSeq, a predicted model, not a curated record